AUGUGCUCAGAACGUCCCAUACACUGCCUCAUUUCCAGUCAUCCUCCCGCGGGCCAAACCCGUUUAUCUCUCAAACCCUCAAUCCAGCACCUACUUCCCCAAGCUGCCGACUCUUUCGUUCUUCCGUCGCUUUCACUUCGUAUCUCUCCCCUGCCAGCCACAUCUUGCCCCAUCUGCCCUCCCCAACACCCCCCUCCAUCGUCAUCCUCCCUCACCCACUUCACAGUUCGGCUGCGUGUCUCAAAUCGCCCAUCUCAUAGUGCAUUCGUUAGCAUUUUAGCAGGCUUGCCAGCUUGCACAUUCCCAUCUUUCACCAUAUUGCCCUCCCUGUUCAUCAGUUGCGCCCCUCCGCCCUUUAUCCCCAGCAGCAACUACGCCGUGUUCUUCCUCGGGAAAGUCAAGAUAGUUUACCGCAAGAUGAUAAAUGCCCUGGGGAGGAAGGGUCGCUCCCGUUCACGAAAGCGAGACAUCAAAUCAAACAGGUCCUUGAAGAGCGACACUCCGCCCCGUCUAUCCAUGCAGAGUUCCCCGCCCCCACAGGAACCUUUUGUAAAUCAUGGUUUGGACAAGUGGAAUAAGGACAGGCUCGCUUGGACUGCCACCGGUCCUGACUAUGUUCCGAAGCGCCCUCCGCCUUCAUCACCACAAAAUCAACUAGCAGAUGCUCAAGAAUUGUACAAUGCUCUUCUCAGGGAUCAGUAUCACCCGCUUCCAAGGAGCGUACCCCUCGGUGAGUUUAUUGGCAUCUUGCAACAUAUUCGCGAAGAAUCUUUAUGAUCCUACCCCAUGUUCAAGUCAAAGAGUGCUUUGCCCGUUCCUACACUCUACUUAAGUCUUGGUGAGCAUGUCCGGCCUUUUUGGAGAAAAUGCACUAUGGUCACCACGUUUAGGACAAACCUUCCACAUCCAACCCCUGCAGGAAUCAUGUCCUUACACAGGUUGGGAGCAAUCGUCGCGAUUGCUUCUUCCACGUGUCGCUGUGACACGGAAACAAUAUUGCUAUGCCUCUACGAGUGAGCUGAUAGAUCAUUCAUGUACAUCGGAGACAUGAACAAAAAGCAGACGUUGUCGACGCAAACUUUCACUGUUCUGGAGCAAAUGAAAUGUUUCAUACGGGCACUGGAAGCAGGUCACAACGGAAGCAGCCACGUCACAAGGCGGAAACGCUCAGCGAAGCCAGAUCGGUUGCUGCUUCCUUGUAGUUUCCUCACCCGCUUGCCUUAUUGACUCCUCCCUCAAGUUGCUCCAAUGCCUCCCUCUUCUUCCGCUCUAAAAUCAAGGCUUGAACGU
Molecule: messenger RNA, 1290 nt
Organism: Chondrus crispus (carragheen)
Lineage: Eukaryota; Rhodophyta; Florideophyceae; Gigartinales; Gigartinaceae
Exons: 2
Coding region: 1-777 (258 amino acids)
Source: RefSeq, a predicted model, not a curated record